AUGCCUACGUUGGUGUUGCCGGCUCGUGAGCUCAAUGGCCUCUUCGCGUCGCUCGGCUGCAGCGAGUCCGCCGACUCGCGAGUCCCGGUGAGGCAGGGGCAACAGAAGUCGAUCAGCUCUACGAGCCGCUCGAGUCCGCAGCUCUCGAAGUCGGCCAGCUCGGUUGAUCCGACGCCAGAUGAGUUGCCAGCGCGGCUAGGCGACGUAUGUAGCCCCGACGGUGCUGGCUGUACAGUUGGACAGACGGGCCAGACAAACAAAGCGGAACGACCAAACAGCCUCCGAGGGUUGGUCUCGCUUGGCGAGAUUGGAUCGAGGUCGGCACAACGCUUGAGGGAGGAUUUGGCGCGGUGGCCGGACGGGGACGAAGAGAAAACGGUGAGCGAAGAAGAAAUUUAG
Protopolystoma xenopodis is the source of this 399-nucleotide messenger RNA. Lineage: Eukaryota; Metazoa; Platyhelminthes; Monogenea; Polystomatidea; Polystomatidae. The record is from the annotation of a GenBank genome assembly.